This is a messenger RNA of Triticum turgidum subsp. durum (durum wheat), 1749 nucleotides long. NCBI's taxonomy places the organism in Eukaryota, Viridiplantae, Streptophyta, Magnoliopsida, Poales, Poaceae. The record is from the annotation of a GenBank genome assembly.
AUGGCUAUGCUGCCAAGUGAUUUGUCACAUCAUGGAAUUGUAGAAAAUAGCCCCUACAGAAUUACAAAGAGCGGGAAUAAGGAAGCUGGCAAACUUAGUGCUUCAUGGUAUUUCAGUAGAAAGGAAAUAGAAGAGAAUUCUCCGUCCAAGAGGGAUGGCAUUGAUUUAAAGAAAGAGACUUACCUUCGGAAAUCGUAUUGCACUUAUCUACAAGAUUUGGGGAUGCGGCUCAAAGUGCCACAAGUGACAAUUGCUACAUCUAUUGUGUUCUGUCACCGUUUUUACCUUCGUCAAUCUCAUGCAAAAAAUGAUAGACGAACAAUCGCUACUGUUUGCAUGUUCUUGGCUGGAAAAGUCGAAGAAACACCUAGGCCUUUGAAGGAUGUCAUCCUGGUUUCUUACGAGCUUAUUCAUAAAAAGGAUCCUGCUGCUGGUCAGAAAAUCAAGCAGAGGGAAGUAUAUGAUCAACAAAAAGAACUCAUUUUACUUGGGGAGCGAGUUGUACUUGCAACACUUGGUUUUGACCUUAAUGUGCACCAUCCUUACAAGCCCUUGGUUGAAACAAUAAAGAAAUUCAAGAUUACUCAUAAUGCGCUUCCUCAGGUUGCCUGGAAUUUUGUCAAUGAUGGGCUGCGCACUUCACUCUGUCUGCAAUUCAAGCCCCAUCAUAUUGCAGCAGGUGCUCUCUUUUUGGCUGGUAAGUUUCUCAAAGUGAAAUUUCUUCCAGAUGACGGUGAGAAGGCUUGGUAUCAGGAGUUUGAUGUGACACCAAGACAGCUGGAAGAGGUUAGCAAUCAAAUGUUAGAGCUGUAUGAGCAAAACCGUGUUGUACAGUCGCAACCAACAAAUGGGAAUGAAGCUGAAGGGAGCUCAGCUGGUGUGCCUAAUCAAAGGAUCUCCGUAAAAGCAGAAGCCAACUCGGAGGAACCUCGUGUUGUGCAUCAUCCAGCAUCCAAACAGCCAGAUUCCAAUCCCUCUACAUCAACAGGUGUUCCAAUUCACAAUGGUGCUGAGCACUCAAAGCCACACAAGCAGAUUGGUAGCCAGAAAAGUCUUCAGAGUGACAAUGGUGGCCAUGAAAACGACAAAACAAGCAGUCAGAGUGGAGGUAGAGUUGAUACUAGUACAAAGGAUGGUUUGCAUGAUGGCACAAAGUCCUUGUCGAGAAGUUCCAGGCCCAGCGACAAACCUGGUAUUCCAACAGAAGAGAAACCUCUUCCAUCGCAUGCUAGUUCGAGUGAAUUGAGAGAUGGUAAUCUCAGUAACAGUGGUGAUCCCAGUGUCUCAUCCUCCAUGAUGGAUGCCAUGAAUAAAAUUGACAAGGACAAGGUAAAGGCAGCUUUGGAGAAGCGAAGAAAAUUGAAAGGUGAUGUUGCUAGGAAGGUACAUGUGAUGGAUGAUGACGACCUACUUGAGAGGGAAUUAGAACAUGGUGUAGAGUUGGCUGUUGAGGAUGAGAAGAUCAAGCAGGAGAGGAACGAUUGUAGUAUGCAUCAAGAGGAUCACCGUAAUGCUGAUGGCGUUGCAGAAAAUGGUGACAACAAUGGUGAUCAGAAUGUUCCAGAGACUGCAAAAGAGGCUGAAGUUCUGGUGGACAUUAAAGAUGAGCAUUCUCUAACCAAGAGAAAUGAUGGUUUCGAGCACAAGCCGCAGCACCCUAGUGAUGCACCAAAGCACAGCGUGAGCCACCAUGAUGCUCAGCUUGGUGGUAGACAUGAAGAACAUAAAAUGCCUCGACCCGAAGGUUGA